Molecule: messenger RNA, 912 nt
Organism: Odontomachus brunneus
Lineage: Eukaryota; Metazoa; Arthropoda; Insecta; Hymenoptera; Formicidae
Gene: mIF3
Exons: 3
Coding region: 136-834 (232 amino acids)
Biological process (GO): mitochondrial translational initiation; ribosome disassembly
Cellular component (GO): mitochondrion
Molecular function (GO): translation initiation factor activity; ribosome binding
Source: RefSeq, a predicted model, not a curated record
AGAAUGGGCUUCAGAUAUCAUAGAGAUUAUAUCUAACUUGUAUUGGAUGCGCCUCUAGCCAAAUAUUGAAGGAAGGAAGGAUAUCUAACUUGUAGGUUAUAUUCAGAUUAUGAAAGAAGCACAAAGUGUCAAAACAUGAUUACUUUUAAGUUGCUAAUGGCUCUACGAAGAGCUACAUAUAUGACCCAGGGCUUUGAGCGCCAAUGUUAUGUGAUACGUAAAUUUGACAUGUAUCAAUGCCGAGAAUUUAGCAAUCGUAAAACGAUUAUUUUAGAAGAUACCACAACUAAACCAAAACAGAGACCGAAAACUGUACCAGUGCCAAAGAUCACGUUGUUGUCAUUGGAUAAUUCGAUGGUAGUGACUGAUCUGGAGAAGGCUGAGCGUUUGGCGAAGCACCGAAACCUUAAUCUUAUUAAGGUCAGUGAUCCGGACAGCAAAACGUGCCGAGCUGCUUACAAACUCACAAGCAAAUUGGUCGACAAAACAGAACUCUUGCAGGAUGACAAGCAGAAGAGCUUUAAACUGCUUUACAUAUCUGCAACAAUCACUAAGCAUGAUCUGUUAAUAAAAAUAAAAAAUAUUGUGAAGUUGUUGAGCAAAAACAACAAAGUUAAAAUUUUCAUCACUCUGGAUGACACUAAGGAGAAUGAUGUAUUAAAUACCAUAACCAAGAUGGUGAAAGAUAUCAGUAAUAUCAAGACCAUGCCAUCAAAGAAGAAUACAGCUUUAUUACUCAUAACUCCCUUAGAUAAGAAGGAUGCAAACAACUCUAUAGAUAAUAAAGAAGUAAUUGCUGUACAUAGUACAAUUAAUCAAAGAGAUAACGCGUGAGAUUUAUUGUAAAUCAUAACAAAUAAUUUAAAUAUGUAUUUAUACAUGUACAUAUAUAAAGUAGAAUGUCUGUCUGUA